AAUUAAUCAAUAUAGCGGUGGUAGUGAUCGGCACAUCCUAUCGACAGACAAAUCCAUAGCCUUUUAGCCAAUACAUCGAAACACCAUUUGGAUUACAAUUGGUGUAACAAAAAAGUCUUCGCAAACCAUAAGUUAGCCAUCGAUUGGAUGAUAAAAUCUUUGGUCACAAGUGGCCACAUAUAGUGAUAAUUAUCGAUAAGUUUGAAACCAGUGGCCGAUCGCCCGUAGAGACCGUAUAAACCAAAUCCCGGGACACCCCGUAAAAGUCGAUACAAGUGGUGAGCAAUGAGUAAAUUAGUGAAUAAGAUCUUCGGCGGUAAACAAAUGCGAAGAGACAAAGCGGGUCAGAGGUCGGACUGCCCUCCGGGGGACGACUCGCACCGCAUAUCGGACAUCGGGACACCGUUUCUGGUGAAACACAACGUCCACGUGGGCCUCAAUCCGGACACCGGGAAGAUCGAGGGUCUGCCCACUCCGUGGCAAAACCUGCUCCAGGAGGCGAACAUCAGUCAAACGGAACAGUUGGAGAACCCGAAGGCGGUGUUGGAUGCGCUCAAAGUAUACAACUAUUCCAUCCGUAAUAAGCAGGAGAAAUGGAUCGCCAAUCAGGAGACCAUCGAUCAGGAGACCGAUGAGAUUGAGCACCAGUUGGAGGGCCGCAGACAGAAGGGCUCCGACAACGAGUCGCCGCCCGAUAUGAUCACUGAUAUUAACAACGACUUGAAGAAUAAGAACUUCUUCACCGAUAGUUCCGGACAUUUGACGGCAUCGCCGGCGACGGCCGCCAAACAGAGGCAACAGAUGAGUGAUAAGAGCGCCGAUAAGACGGCGGCUGACUAUCAAAAUGGUGAACAAAAUAUGCCGCAAAUCCGUCGCAAACCCAAAGCCGAGGCCCCGAAGGCGCUGAGCGAAGAGGAGGUGAUGACUCAGUUGAAGGCCAUUGUGAACAGCGGUAACCCGAAGACCAGGUUUAAGAUAGUCAAGAAGUUAGGGUCGGGCGCCUCCGGAACCGUGUAUACGGCUGUCGAUAACAUGACACAGGAUAAGGUGGCCAUCAAGACCAUGGAUUUGGCACAACAACCCAAGAAGGAGUUGAUUAUCACUGAGAUUAAGGUCAUGAAGGAUAACAAGCACCCAAAUUUGGUGAAUUAUCUGGAUAGCUAUCUGGUGGACAACGACUUGUGGGUGAUUAUGGAGAUCCUAGAAGGCGGUGCCCUCACGGAUGUGGUCACAGAGACGGUGAUGCGUGAGAGCCAAAUGGCGGCCAUCUGUAAGGAGACCCUCAAAGCCAUCGCUUUUCUUCACUCAAAAGGAAUAAUACACAGAGAUAUCAAAAGCGAUAACGUAUUGCUCGGAAUGGAUGGGUCCGUCAAAGUAUGGAGUUUAGGAAUAAUGGUGAUCGAGAUGGUAGAGGGAGAGCCGCCUUAUUUGAACGAAACUCCAUUGAAAGCAUUAUAUCUGAUCGCAACUCAUGGAAAGCCUGACGUGAAGAGUAGGGAGAAGUUGUCACCAGAAUUGGUAUGGAGUUUAGGAAUAAUGGUGAUCGAGAUGGUAGAGGGAGAGCCGCCCUAUUUGAACGAAACUCCAUUGAAAGCAUUAUAUCUGAUCGCAACUCAUGGAAAGCCUGACGUGAAGAGUAGGGAGAAGUUGUCACCAGAAUUGGUUGAUUUCCUGGACCGUUGUCUGGAAACGGAUGUGGAGAAGAGGUCUUCAGCCGAAGAGUUACUUUCGCACACUUUCCUCACGAAAGCGGAGAGUCUGUCGACGAUUACACCACUGAUCAGAGCCGCCAAAAAGAUACUCAACAAACACUAACUGUCCGCACAAACAAACACAGUAUUUGCAUAUCAUUAGUGUAUUGACGUCACAAAAUCCGGUGGAUAGUUAGCCCACACAUCCAUUUCCUCUGAUGUGAAGGAAGAGAGAGAGAGAAAUUUAUUUGUUUUUUCAUUGAUUUCCAUAUUUUCACAAUUUUUAUGUUUAGUUAGCGUUUGGUAUAAGUGUUGAAAGCAUUCAUUUCAAUAGACACUCCGUUUGAUUUAAUUAAUUUUGUUUCCAUUAUAUGAAUAUUAUUUAUAACAAUUAAUUGUGUUUUUUGGUCACAUUUAUUGCUCCA
Molecule: messenger RNA, 2116 nt
Organism: Oppiella nova
Lineage: Eukaryota; Metazoa; Arthropoda; Arachnida; Sarcoptiformes; Oppiidae
Source: the annotation of a GenBank genome assembly